GAAGACCAUAUUGUAUUCAUCAAUAACAACAAACACAGCUCAUCAGGGCGAAAUGUACUUUCAACGUAGCAUUUCGUCUUCAUUCGGACUGUGUUGCCAGUAACAGUUAGCUGUUAUUUAGAUAGCGUCUUCUGUAGGCCUAUAUUUAAUUUUUGGGAUUAAGGUUAUAGAGAAGAACAGUAUUGCAGCAUCCGCCGCCGUGAGUUGACGUCUGGCUCUUUUGAAGUCACGUUCGUCUGACUAGCUGGUGGGAACAUUUGCUGACAGAGCAGACCCGAGAUGAGCUGAGGACAGGAAGGAGCACUUCACUGCACACUCUGUCAGGUGAUGAGAAUUGAGAGGCUGUAGCUGAAUGUCAGCGGUCAUGGAGGACGACAGCCGGCCUCUGCUGAGCUCCGAGCAGACUGGAGAGAGCUACUCCACAGACUCACUGGACUUUAAAGCUAAAAGGCCCUUCCACGUAGAGCCCAGGAAUAUCGUAGGUGAUGACCCGCAGGAGAGAGUCUCUGCAGAAGCCGCCAUCCUCAACAGCCGAGUCCAUUACUACAGCAGACUGACAGCCUCUUCUGACAGACUGCUAAGUCCUCCAAACCAUGUGAUCCCCCGGCAAGAGGAGAUCUACAUCUACAGCCCACUGGGGACAGCUUUCAAGGUGACAGGCAGCGACCCCUCCUCUAAAAACCCCAGUAUCAUCACCAUAUUUGCUGUAUGGAACACAAUGAUGGGCACAUCUAUACUCAGCAUACCUUGGGGUAUAAAGCAGGCUGGUUUCACUCUGGGGAUCCUCAUCCUCAUCUUCACAGGCCUGCUGAUGCUCUACUGUUGUUACAUCGUUCUCAAAUCGCCAAAGGCAAUACCAGAUAUGGACACUUCCGACUGGGAAUUCCCUGAUGUUUGUAGUUACUACUUUGGCAAGUUUGGCAAGUGGUCCAGCUUGUUCUUCUCGAUGGUGUCACUUAUUGGAGCCAUGGUGGUUUACUGGGUUCUCAUGUCCAAUUUCCUCUACAACACUGGACAGUUCAUCUACAACUAUGCUCACAAUGUCAACAUGUCAGAUUCAGAGUUUGGAACCAACGGCUCAGAUAGAGUCAUCUGUCCAUACCCAAACACUGAACCCGGAGGGAACCACACCAUCAGCACACUAUACAUCAGUGGAAAUGACACUUCUGAUGGCACCUCUUUUGAACACUGGUGGAGCAAAACCAACACCAUCCCCCUCUACCUCAUCAUCCUGCUGCUGCCGCUGCUCUGCUUCCGCUCAGCCGCCUUCUUCGCACGGUUUACUUUCUUGGGCACCAUAUCAGUGGUCUACCUGAUUGUGCUGGUAACGAUUAAAGCUGUCCACCUCGGCUUCCACCUAGAGUUCCACUGGUUUGACACAACCGAGAUCUAUGUUGCAGAGUUCAGACUGCUCUUCCCUCAGUUCACUGGUGUCCUCACGCUGGCCUUCUUCAUUCACAACUGCAUCGUCACGUUAAUGAAGAACAACAAACACCAAGAGAACAAUGUGCGGGACCUGUCUGUGGCUUAUCUUCUAGUAGGGCUGACCUAUCUGUAUGUGGGAGUGUUGAUCUUUGCUGCCUUUCCCUCACCUGCUCUCUCCAAGGACUGCAUUGAGCCGAACUUCUUAGAUAACUUCCCCACCAGUGAUGUGUUGGUGUUUGUGGCUCGGGCCUUCCUGUUGUUCCAGAUGAUCACAGUCUACCCCCUGCUGGGAUACUUGGUGCGGGUCCAGAUGAUGGGCCAGAUCUUUGGCAAUCAUUACCCCAGUUUCCUCCACGUUCUGGCACUGAACAUCGUAAUAGUUGGAGCUGGUGUCCUGAUGGCCAAGUUUUAUCCCAAUAUUGGAUCCAUCAUAAGGUUUUCUGGAGCGACAUGUGGCUUGGCUCUAGUGUUUGUCUUCCCUGCCUUAGUCCACAUGAUCUCCCUGAGAAGGCAGGGGCUGCUCCGCUGGCCGUCAGCCAUCUUCCACAGUUUCCUGAUCCUGUUGGGCAUGGCCAACCUGCUGGCUCAGUUCUUCAUGUAGAGAAGCAGUCAGACACAGAGUCCUAACCAAUCAGAAGCAAGAAAAAAAACAGAUGGGAUGGAAAUUUCACAUGGGAAUCUCUGAAAUUCAAUGUAGAAUAAUGGAGUGCUUAACCGCACAGUGUGUUUUAUCCCAUGCAUGUCAUGGCCACAAAAAUAACGCCCAGAUGAACGUCCGCAGCCUCCAGCUAAUCCGAUUUAUUGUCGGUUUCUAUGGUAUAAAAAAGAAGAUAUUAAAUAUCGCACACUUCCUGUAGUAAGAGUUAGUGUGAUUUGUAAAGGUUUAUGUUUCAGGAGAAUAACAGGAAUCCAAUGUCUUGGUUUGAUUACAUUAUCUAUUUUUUAAUUUUCUACAUGCAAUCCAGCCAAAAGUAUUGCUAUGAUAAAAGCUUUCAUUUAGAUAAUUUCCUACGUGAUACUGUUGAUUAUUCCUGCUUAGACUGAUCUCAGACCUGUCCAGCCAAGUUGUAUAGACACACUGUAAACUGUGUUGAAACUUAUUGAUAAGUUGAGCAGCGAGCUGGCACAAACUUUUGGAACAUGGGGUCACUUUUGAGCUGUAACACCAUCAGGGGAGCAUCUUCUUACGCUAUUGUAUUAGAGGUCUGUUUUUAUGUAGAUUCAAACAGCAUCUCAAUCAAACAUUAACUCUAUAGACAUAAUCCAUUCUAUAAUAAUAAUAAUAAUAAUUAAUGGAUGGAUGACACCGUGAGAGGUUCCUAGUGAUGAACCGACAGAAUUAUCAACUGAAUCUGCAGCUGCCCUCAGCUUUUCAGAACUUCAUGGUGAGUUUUAGCUCUUUUUUUUCUUUUUUACUCUCGCGGCUCUCACAGCGUCUGUUUAGGCCCAGCAGGCAGCUGAUUUCAGAGUGCUCAGCACCAAAAUGCAGACAGACUGUUAGAAACUAGCUGGUGAACAAGGUGGAGGAUUUGGCAGCCAGACCUUUUUCCGCAGGAGUUGGUGGAGACCAAUAACAACUAACAAGAGAGUGACUAUUGGAAUAUCAUUCAUCAGGUGGACAGAGACACUGCUCCAAGUGAAUGAUCAUGUUCUGUGUCUGCUGGAUGUGGAAAUAAGGAACUUAAAAGGUGAUGAUGUGUCAACGUUGCAUUCACAACUUGUUAUUGCAGGUUUAAGUUUGUUACACGUGAAGCUUUACGGCUGGAUGUUAUGAUCAUAUGGAGUUGUGUCGUGCUGACACCAGGGAAUCCUAUUACUAACUGUGAUUAUGUUGUAUGUUAUUGGAGAACAGCCAUGUUGUGUGCUUAUUUUUUUGGAAGAAACAUUUGGUACAAUGUUUUAAUUUUAAUGAGCAGUGUGCAGAUUUACAUGUUUGACAUGAUGCCUAUUUUCUAAAUACUGUCUAAUUUGUUGUAUUUUACUAAUGAUAGGAUAGACAAAGGGAAUAAGUGCGUGAAAAUAAACCAUAUCAAUCUAUAA
Perca fluviatilis (European perch) is the source of this 3465-nucleotide messenger RNA. RefSeq names its product solute carrier family 38 member 9 (gene slc38a9). NCBI's taxonomy places the organism in Eukaryota, Metazoa, Chordata, Actinopteri, Perciformes, Percidae. Gene Ontology annotation, molecular function: amino acid transmembrane transporter activity. Gene Ontology annotation, biological process: amino acid transmembrane transport. The transcript has 15 exons. The record is from RefSeq and is a predicted model, not a curated record. Bases 353 to 2026 code for a protein of 557 amino acids.